Messenger RNA from Uranotaenia lowii, 729 nucleotides. RefSeq lists its product as uncharacterized. The coding region runs from base 1 to 729 and encodes 242 amino acids. Lineage: Eukaryota; Metazoa; Arthropoda; Insecta; Diptera; Culicidae. The record is from RefSeq and is a predicted model, not a curated record. The transcript has a single exon.
AUGGAAUCCGGUUAUGUGAAAGUUGAGGAUAAAAGCUUGUUACUCAAGGAUGAAACCGUGUAUCGCAGCCUUGUGGGAGCUUUACUUUACAUAGCUGUAUGCGCAAGACCGGAUAUAGCUGUGAGCGCGUCGAUAUUGGGUCGGAAGGUGAGCGCACCCACGGAAACAGACUGGGUGGCAGCCAAAAGAUUGGUUCGUUACCUGAAACAUACGAAAAACUGGAAACUCGAAUUUGGUAGAUCUACAGAUGGUUUGAUUGGCAGUACUGACGCUGAUUGGGCCGGUGACACUGCAACUCGCAGGUCUACGACAGGUUUUGUGUUUCACUACGCUGGCGGAGCAGUGUCGUGGGCGAGUCGUCGACAAAGUUGUGUCACUUUGUCCAGUAUGGAGGCGGAAUACGUGGCAUUGAGUGAAGCUUGUCAGGAGCUGGUAUGGCUUCUAGAAUUGCUGAAGGACUUGGGAGUGCCGCAUCAGGGUCCGGUACGAGUUUUGGAGGACAAUCAGAGCUGUAUAGCAUUUGUGGCAUCUGAGAGAAUAAAUCGACGUUCCAAGCACAUCGAGACUCGAGAAUGUUACGUCAAACAAUUACAAGAUGAAGGAAUAUUGAAGCUCGAAUACUGCCCCACGGACACAAUGGUAGCAGAUGUUUUCACAAAACCGUUGGGUGCCGUCAAGCAGUUCAAGUUCGCCGAGAUGUUGGGGUUGUCUGGGUGCAACGAUCGUUGA